AUGAGUAGGAGCUGGAGCUGGAUACGUGGUUACGAUAAUCCAAUUGAAUACAAAAGUAUGCCGAUGACAACUAUUGCUGGUGAUACUGAAGAGUUAGAAAGAAAUGCUCACUCGCUAUCACUAAAGGUGGAACUCAAAUUAAAAAGCUGUUUAACAAGUGUGGUAUCAGUCUGAUACCACACUUGUUAAACAGCUUUUUAAGUGACUGAUACGAUACUAUCAGUUGUUCUAUGGCAACUACAGGUGCCAAGAAAACUUUGACUAUUCAUCAAGAACUAGCAAAACUUGCAUCGAUUCCUAAGGACAACUAUGACUAUUCAACAUUUUGGCGAGAACACGGGAGCUCAAUACCAAGUUUGACUAUUCUGGCACGGAAAUAUUUGGCGAUGAGUGCCACCAGUGUUCCCAGUGAAUCUGCUUUCAGCGUGUCUACUUACGUUUUGCUCAAGAAUCGGCUAGCGCUGACAUCAAGAAAUGUUAAAUAUACAAUGUUCUUGAAGGACAAGUUC
Molecule: messenger RNA, 509 nt
Organism: Didymodactylos carnosus
Lineage: Eukaryota; Metazoa; Rotifera; Eurotatoria; Philodinida; Philodinidae
Source: the annotation of a GenBank genome assembly